Dentiscutata erythropus is the source of this 129-nucleotide messenger RNA. NCBI's taxonomy places the organism in Eukaryota, Fungi, Glomeromycota, Glomeromycetes, Diversisporales, Gigasporaceae. The record is from the annotation of a GenBank genome assembly.
AUGAUUAAUAUUGAAGAAGAAAAUCCUGAAAACCAAUAUGCAACUAUCCAACAAAUGUUAGAAGUAGUUGAAGAUAGUUCUAGUGAUGAUAAUCACUCAGAUGAAUCUGCAAGUGAAAAAGAAUUUUAA